This is a messenger RNA of Sitophilus oryzae (rice weevil), 3170 nucleotides long. RefSeq lists its product as uncharacterized. Lineage: Eukaryota; Metazoa; Arthropoda; Insecta; Coleoptera; Curculionidae. The transcript is spliced from 2 exons. The record is from RefSeq and is a predicted model, not a curated record. The coding region runs from base 490 to 2640 and encodes 716 amino acids.
UAUCUACUUCCACAACUGUGUAGAUACCGCCUUUCGAGUUAGAACCUGUCAGAUACGGCAAUUUGCUAUUAGUUACGUCGGUUAUGCGCCAUAAUCAAUUAAUCGCCGAAUUCUGUCACAGUGUAUUUCUUCAAGCGUCAAGGGUUAGUUUUCUGUGUUACAUUUUUCAAGUUUUUCGCAUUUUUGGAUAAUAUAGGGCAGGUAUGUAUACUUUCCGUAAUUUAGUAAGCGAAUUACCCAAAAAAACUAUUCUAAAAUACUACGAUGCGACGUAUUGUUAAGUAAGAAUACUUCUUAAGGUUACUAAAUAAGUUAUAUUCUGUUUAUAAAGAAUACUUCAGUUUAAAUUCGUAGGCUUGUUUGUUUUUUUUUUCAAAAAAACAAUAAUUAUAUUAAAAUGUGUUGUCGGCCUUUAAGUAAGCUGUCGUCCGAUGGCUGUUUAAUUUCAGCUUUUAUUGUUAGUAACUCUCGUUUCAUAUUUUCAGGAAAAUGUUAAGUAGAACUCAGAAAAUUCUUUCUUUGGUUUCGAAAGAACCCCCCGUUCCCGAUAACAACACUUGGGCUACAACACCUAAUCAGCAGAAUAUAGAAGUUUUAACUGAAGAUGGUUGUCUUCUGACUACUUUAAAUUGUGCGAUCAAAGAUGUUUUGCCAGAAAUAAUACCGAACCCAGAGCCAAGCCUUUAUCCUACGGAAAUUUUAAAUAAAGAGCCCCUAGUGCUAACUAACUUAACAAAUGUAGUACUAUUAGAAAAUAAUGUGGAAAAUUUACCUCAGGAACCUACCAUUCAAAGUAUUAGUUUGGACCAAGGAAAAACUGCAAAUGACACAGGAUCCCAAUUUAUUAAAGUUGAUGUGCCAUGCCAGAUAGUAAAUAACCAAGUGAUUUUAAAUAAUGAAUCGCAAACAGAAGAAUUGGAAAACAUCGGUUAUACAAAAGAUGGCAAUUUAAGGAAAAGAAGAAAAAUAGAUAAAAUUUCUAAGCAAGAAGAACUUAUAAAAAAACGAGAAAAACUAAUUAAAGAUCACCAGGUGUUGCCUGGUUGUAACGUGAAUAGAUGCAAAAAAAAGUGUGUGAAGCUAAUACCAGAAGAUCAACGAACAAUUUUAAACGCUAGUUUUUGGAAAUUAUCUAGCAAGGAGAGAAAAGGGUUUAUUUUAAAUACAUGCAGUCGAUUGAAUGUAAAACGGCGAACUACUGAAAGCGAAAGAAAACAAAACACCUUUAAAUACAAAUUAAAAGCUGCAAAUGGUGAAAUCAUAGAAGUCUGUAAAAAAAUUUUCCUCACAACGCUUGGGUACAAAAAAACGAACGACAGGGUUUUACACGAUACUCUCACGAAAAUCCCAAGAAACCAGUUAAAUGCUAGACCAGAUCAACGGACAAGAUCAGCCAAGAAAAAAAUAAACUAUGAAUUGGUAGAUGCGCACAUAGAAUCUUUUGAACCAUCUAUAUCACAUUAUAGGAGAGAACACGCUCCAAAUCGAAGAUAUCUGCCGAGCGACAUUUCCGUUUCUGUAAUGUUUGAGUUAUUUAAAUCCCAAUACCCAACCAUGAAAGUUAGCUACGAAGCUUAUCGUUUACGUGUUAAGGUCAAAAAUAUUUCAUUUGCUUCAUUAGGACACGAGGAAUGUGAACGCUGUGAAGAAUUCAAAUUGCAUGAUCACACGAAGGAUGAUUUGCAAGAAAAUUGUGAAAAGUGCUGCUCUUGGAAGAAGCACAUUGAUCACGCCAAAGACUCCAGAGAAUUAUACCAGACGCAUGCCAAAACUAAGUUUGAAGAUGGUACUGUUUGUUUCUCCGUGGACUUGCAGAAGGUGAUCAUGUUGCCCAGGGUCGAUACUUUUAAAACAGUUCUGUUUAUUAAAAGACUUACAACUUAUAACGAAAGCUUUGUCCCAGUAGGAAUUAUGUCAAAACAAAAACCGUUUGCAGUGCUUUGGAAUGAAGCUAUAUCAGGUAGGGACAAAGAAGACAUUGUAAGCUGUUUUUAUGCAUUUUUUCUAAAGCAUCGAGACGCACCAAAAAUUAUUCUUUGGCUGGAUAAUUGUUCCAGCCAAAAUAAAAAUUGGUGUCUUCUUUCUUUCUUUGUUAGGAUAAUAAACUCCUCUGAAAUAUUGGCUAGCGAAAUAUUAAUCAAUUUUUUUGAGCCCGGGCAUACUUUCAUGUCCGCCGAUAGCUUCCACCACCAGGUGGAGCUAUCACUAAAAAGGAAAGGCAAGGUAUACGAUUUUAAUGAUUUUGUAGAAGCUGUACAAAAGGCACAAAAAUCGAGAACUGAAGUAAAAAUAAUGUCUCAUCACGAUUUUUACCAAUGGAAAGACCUUAAAUCUGAGGCAAAAAUGAAACAACAAAAAAAAAGAAUUUAUUUAAGCGAUAUUGUACAAAUAAAAGCUACUCGUGGGUCAUUUUUUUUACAUUAUAAAUCUUCUUUAAACAACGAAUUUGAAAAAUUAGAUUUCCUAUACAAAAAGGCAAUGACAAAGGGUGGUAUUUUUUCACAAUUUGUGCCACUUCGUCGUACUGCACCUAGAGGUUUUCCGAAAACAAAAAAAGAUGCCAUCAUUAAAAAUCUUGGUAACAUAAUGCCAGAGAACCGAAAAGAGUUUUGGAUAAAUUUGCCCGAAACUGAUAACUAAUGAACUUUUGAAAUUUUUUGCAAUUUGUUAUUGUGUGCCUUUUUGUAUAAGCGUUAAAGUUUAAGUUAGUGUGUUAUGUUUUAGUAAGAAAUUAGAAAUUAUUUGUCGAAUUUUUUAACUGUUUGUAUUUGUAAUUUCUAACUGUUUAUAUUUGCGAUUAUUUCAUAUUAUUAUAACCUAAUAAAGCACCUAAUAAAGCACAUUAAAAAAUUAAUCUAUAGUCUUAUUCAAAGUAAAAAUAAAUAUUUAUACAUUUUUGUCAAUCUAUUGAGAGUUUUGCGCACAUACGGCAUUUUUGUUUUGCAUAAAGGCCAUAAAAUUUUAGUUCAAAACGCCGUAAAUGAUUUUUUAAAUUAAUGUUAAUAAAUACGAUUAUUUUUGAGUACUUAACUUAUUUUUAUACUUAUUUUGUUCAAUAAUUCACGAUUGUUAUCUUCUAAAUUUUCCUAAUAGUCAAGGACUAAUCAAAUAAUUUUAACCUCAUUUUUCUCCGCUUGGCGCUCGUUGUAGAUACGGCAUGUGUUUUUAGG